Messenger RNA from Dicrocoelium dendriticum, 1065 nucleotides. NCBI's taxonomy places the organism in Eukaryota, Metazoa, Platyhelminthes, Trematoda, Plagiorchiida, Dicrocoeliidae. The record is from the annotation of a GenBank genome assembly.
AUGGUGGGCUUACAUGAUGGAGAAAAGCUUAGGAAGUACUACGCCUUCCCACGAAUCGAUUAUGUGGUCGAAAUACACUCUAAUCGUUCAUGGGACCUGAAAGUUUACCUCAUACCAGUCUUUUGCCUAUGUGGAAUCUUCUUCGUCGGCCUGCUCUGCAUGUUCGUUUUUCGAUGGUACGAGCUUCGCCGAAGACGUCGUCUCUGUUGUCUUACCUCUCGUCAACUCUGGCGUUUGCCACAGACGAAGUAUUCUAAGGGUCAAAAUGGAACCGAUACGUGCGCCAUAUGUUUGGAGGAUUACGAAAAUGGGGAUCUUCUACGUACUUUGCCUUGUGAUCACGCCUAUCAUACCAAGUGUAUCGACCCAUGGCUCUUAAAAAAUCGUCGGGUUUGUCCAAUCUGCAAGCGCACAGUGUUCCCUCAAAAACCGAGAUCUCGUUCCAUAUUCCGCUGUUUCUGUUGCAACCGUGUCACCACCGUGGAUGUGAAUGAUGACUCAGGUGACCGUUUGAUGGAUGAAGAGUCCGACACUUAUGAGGCGAACACGGAGUAUCAGCAGCAGCAACCUGUCGACGGUGACGUUACACAUUACGGUGCCAUCGCAUCGUCUGUUGUUCGACGACCUCGUGUAUCCGUGGAUCCUGCGGGCGAAUGCACUCCUUUACUCAAUGGAGCGCCCGUUUUUCGCAACACUCUUUCAAAGCUACCAAUCCGUGUUAGACACAGUGCACCUUGUUUCCUUAACCAAGAUUAUGAUCUCCUUCCAUCUCGAAGUUACACAUUUUUAACGAAUUAUGGCGCGAAGAUCACGGACUCCGUUCACAUUGGAUUGCCACAUUCUAAAGCAGGUAGUGUUCCAUCUCCCAGUGGUUCACUUCCCUGUUGCUCAAGCCACAUUUCUUCGCGCAGCUCCCAGUCCACGACAGUCAGCUCCCACCACAGUGCUCCACAUUCGUCUGCCACUCGACCUACAGCUGAUGGUUCCACCGCGGGCGAAGUUCGAGUGGAUCGAGUACGUGCCAUUGUGCACUGCAGUCAGUCUUCGAAUCUUGACCGUGUUUGA